AUGGCCGGUAUCGCUUGGGUAUAUCGCCUGAAGAAGGACCAAGUAGUCAGCGAAUUGCGUAGACUAAACCUGCCUACGCUGGGAACGUGGGUCCAGCUACGGACCAGCCUGGCAGACUACGUCCGAGAACACCAGGACGAGUUUGCAGACAAACCAGAAGACGAGCCGGGAUACAAGGAGGAAGCCGACCAGACCCGAGACUACCACGAAUUCCACGCGGAGAUGGCCCGAGAAUGGCUCCGGACACACCUGGGGAACCGUCCAGCCACGGCCACAUCAACACCCAACCGUAGAGACGAUACGAACGCCGAGAUGACGGCAUUUCCGGCAGGUCCAUCCGCUCCACCAGAACCAGCCGCCCGACAUCACGAGGACCGGGCAAAAACAAUGGAGAUUAUGCGAAAAUGGAACUGCCAUUUCGACGGACGAGACCCGUACGCGUUCCUGGAGCAAUUAGAAGAACUACAGGAAGCAUACGGCCUAACCGACCACCAGAUGCGCUCGGGCUUCACUCAGCUAUUACGAGGCGAAGCCCAAAAAUGGUACAGAAAUACAGCCGUCAAAAUACGCUCGUGGCAGGACCUCCAGGAACAGCUACGAAGAUUCUUCGUACCAGCCGGAGAGAAAAGGCGAUUGGACCAGCAAAUCGCCAGCCGGAAGCAAGGUCCAGACGAGCCGCUAAGGACCUUCAUUAACGAGAUAACUACGUUAAUGCGCCGCAGAGGUGCAUACACCGAGGUAGAGCUGCUGGACGCAAUCUACUUCAAUAUGAAGCCAGCGUUCCGGCUCUACAUCAACCGGGCGCUAAUUAAAGACGUAAGCGAGCUGAUCACCAGGGCGGAAACGGUAACCGAAAGUAUGACCGCAGAACAGGGCACCACCAGAAGAAGCGAAGAACAACGCACGACCAGGCCCGAACCACGACCGAGAACACCAAACCCGACCAGAGGCAGCAAAGUCGCGACCGACUACAACCGGGAGACGCACUGCUGGCGAUGCGGCCAGACAGGACACGACCGCUUCAAAUGCCCGAACUCGGCGGUCAGAUUCUGCUCCUACUGCGGGAAAGUAGGCGAGAUGACACGAACCUGCCUAUGUGCAAGGCAGGGAAACGCCGAGAGGGGCCGGACAGACCCGGCCCCAGUAAACCAGCCAACAAACACAGACCAGCGCGGAAGCGAGACAAACCUUCCACGCAAGAAGAACCAGGAGAAGAAGGAAAAGCCGAACCAGCCAGGAGAAGACCGGAAGACCGUCCAUUGCCAGAUCGCCGAGAACCCUCGGCCAACGGCCGUUGCAAACGACCGGAUCAUCAUCACCGUCCGAGUAGGACAAUGUUACGUGGAAGCCCUACUCGACACAGGAGCCGCCGCGUCGUACAUCAGCGACGAGACGGCCGAAAUCUGCAAGCAAGCAGGAUGGGAGAUAGAAGAUCACCAGCUAUCCUCCUCCUUAGCCAAUGGUCAAGAAAUGAAAAUCUACGCCAGCUAUAGGGGGCAGGGACUGUUCAACGGCAUGCGUAGAAAACACCGCUUCUACGUCAUGCCAAAUUUGGCCUAUCCUAUGCUAAUUGGCAUGGACCUAUUACGCAGGCUUGGCCUGCAAGUCUGGCUAGGAGAGCAACGCGUGGACAGGAAAGACGCCCAGAACCAGCCGACAAGUCUACCUGUCCCGUGUACGAUAAAAGCGCCAAUUGGCCUGGCAGAGCUCACACCAGAUGACCAGGAGCAGCUCGACCAAUUCCUAAGGCGCGAGAAGAGAGCGUUCGAGGGGAUACAAGGGCCCACCCCGCUAAUCGAGCACGAGAUCCGGCUCGAAGAAACGACGCCGAUAAAACAACGGUACCGACCACGCAACCCGGCCAUGCAGAAACUGAUCGACGAGGAAGUCGAAAAGAUGCUGACAGACGGGGUAAUACAGCCGUCUAGCAGCCCAUGGAGUUCACCCAUCGUCAUGGUGAAGAAGAAGGACGGGAAAUACCGUUUCUGCGUGGACUUCCGGAAAUUAAACCAGGUCACGCGCAAAGACGCGUAUCCGCUGCCGCACGUCAAUGCGACACUCGACAAAUUGCGGGGAGCAAGAUACCUCUCCACAAUAGACCUGAAGAACGGCUACUGGCAAGUUCCGUUAUCACCGGAAAGCAGACCACUAACCGCUUUCACAGCACCAGGACGAGGACUAAUGGAAUUCGUCGUCAUGCCAUUUGGACUGCACUCGGCACCGUCAACAUUCCAGAGACUCCUGGACCGAGUGAUUCCACCAGAAAUGGCGCCGCACGCCUUCGCUUACCUAGACGACAUCGUCAUAGUCACUUCCACGUUCGAGGAACACCUACGGGUCCUGACCGAGGUCUUCCGGCGACUUCGGGCGGCGAAACUACGCCCGAAUUGGGAAAAGUGCCACAUGGCACGAAACAGUCUAAAAUAUCUUGGACACAUCGUGGACAACGAAGGCCUGCGGACAGACCCGGAAAAAGUAUCAGCCGUAGCGGAAUUACCGCCGCCAGCCAACAUCAAGGACCUGAGGCGAUUUUUGGGCCUCCUAUCCUGGUACAGACGCUUUGUACCGGACGUCUCAAAAGAGGCGGCCCCACUGACAACCCUCCUACGCAAAGACGUACGGUGGACGUGGGGCAAGAAACAACAACAGGCGUUCGACGAGCUAAAGAAGCGCCUCAUCGAUUCACCAGUCCUGGCUAUGCCGGACUGGAAUAAAACGUUCAUCCUACAGACCGACGCGAGCACGGAAGGCCUGGGAGCCGUGCUCACACAAGAAGACGACCAGGGCGAACGAGUCAUCGCCUACGCCAGCCGGACCCUGAACAAUGCCGAGAAAAACUACUCGGCCACCGAACUCGAAUGUCUUGCAGUGAAAUGGGGCAUCUGGAAGAUGCGCCACUACCUGGAGGGAUACCAUUUCAUCGUGGUCACUGACCACCAAUCCCUAAAAUGGCUAGAGAAAAUCGACAGCCCGUCAGGACGACUCGCACGAUGGGCAUUAGAACUCGGCCAAUGGGACUUCGAAAUCCGCUACCGACGAGGUCCAGAGAACACGGUCGCCGACGCCCUGUCACGGCGACCGCAACCAGUCUGCGGCAUCCAGCAACCAGCACAAGGAAACUGGUACAACAGGAAGUACCAGGAAGUCGAAAACAACCCAGAGGACCACCCGGAGUACAGGAUCGAUAACGGCAUCCUGUACAGGAACAUCCUACACACAUUGGACUUCAACGAGAUUGAACCGGACCAACAAUGGAAGAUCUGCGUACCGGAAAACCAGAAAACCAGGGUCCUGAGAGAGGCACACGAUAUCCCGACCGCCGGACACCUUGGCGUGGCCAAAACGCUUGCACGCCUGGCCCAUUCAUAUUACUGGCCAGGGAUGCUACGCGAAGCCACAAAAUACGUCAGGGACUGUACAAGAUGCCAGGAAUACAAAGUAAACCAGCAGGCCACCCCAGGAAACAUGUACGCAACCAACGUACAGCAGCCAUGGGAAAUGGUUUCCGCAGACCUCGUCGGGCCUCUCCCGAGGUCAAAGACCGGAAACACGUCACUACUGGUAAUCCAGGACCGGUUCACGAAGUGGAUAGAACUCCGACCGCUUCGACGAGCGACCGGACCAGCCGUCGCAAAGGCUCUAAGAGAAUUGGUCAUCCUACGCCACGGAACACCGCGUGCCGUAACCACCGACAACGGCAAGCAGUUUGUCGGAAAAGAGUUCGAAAAAACUCUUACCGAAAGCGGCAUUAAGCACCGGCGCACACCACCGUACGCGCCGCAGUGCAACCCCGUGGAGCGAGCCAACAGGGUAAUAAAAACGAUGAUCAGCCAGGACCUGGGAAAGACGCAAAAAGCGUGGGAUGAACAUCUCCCAGAAAUCGCAUUUGCGUACAACACGGCACGACACGACUCCACCGGAUACACACCGGCAUACCUCAACACCGGUAGAGAACUAACACCUCCAGGAAGCCUCCAACAGGAGAACCAGCGAAGGACAACCACCCCAUGGGCAACACGUCUCAAAAAUUUGAGAGACGCCCAGGAACUCGCCCGGACUCGACUCGCCCAGGAGUUCCAACGCCAGCAACGCCACUACAACCAACGGCGGCGCAACUGGCAGCCGAAAAUCGGCGAACGCGUGUGGAAACGCACACAUAUCCUGUCCAGCAAAGCCGACGCGAGGAAUGCGAAACUCUCGAAGAAAUACGACGGACCCUUCAGGGUCCACAAGCGAGUCUCACCGGUAAUUUUCGACCUAAGGGACCGCCAAGGAAAACGCGUGGACCACGUCCACGUCAGAGACCUAAAACCGGUGACCGGCACAAGGAACACGGAGCUGCGCAAAGCUACUACGCAGCCAAGCGGCAGCAGCGAGCCAACGCGCAACGUCAACGCGCAGGGGCGCGACGUCACAGGCCCCCUCCCCGCCGGACACGGACCAGCGGCUAUAAAAGGCCAGCAGCAGCGGCAGAGAGCUCAGACUCGAGAUGGCUGCAAGACAGCUGGAAGAGGAGAUUUCGGCAGCUAUACGCCGCCUAAACCUGCAGGAAAAGGCAGAGCACAACCCGCUAACCCUAACGCCACAGGAGUGGAAAAAAUUCAUACGCCUAAGGAUGCCACGGAGUGCCUGGUGCGAGGCGCCAACCCGCAGAGCAACCAGACCGGCCCGGGUCCAGACACCGGCCAGGCGACCGCCCGUCACCGGGCUAACACCGGCGAAACACAGGCCGCUUCCGCUGGCCCCGGGAGACCGGCCACCGGGAACAUCGUUGGCCGUCCGCAACACGGCCAAAAGGCUCGCGGAAGCCGCUGGGCUGACGACCACCCCGGAGCUCGGAAACCCGCCGCCGGCAACCAGGGAACCGGCCAAGAUGACGGCGGAAGCCGUGGCCGACGCAGCAUGGGCCAGCCGCUGCCAACGGGCUGCAACGAUGCCGGACCCGACGCCGACCCUGGUCACCGCGUGCACAAUAGACCAACCAGGGACAAAGGAGGUGAUAACGUACACCCUGGCAGACGGGACGGAUGUCCAAUUGUACACGGGAGUGAGGCGACACCGCCUCACGAAAAACGGCCGACGCUGGACCAUUAA
Molecule: messenger RNA, 5094 nt
Organism: Osmia lignaria (orchard mason bee)
Lineage: Eukaryota; Metazoa; Arthropoda; Insecta; Hymenoptera; Megachilidae
Source: RefSeq, a predicted model, not a curated record